Messenger RNA from Mytilus trossulus (common blue mussel), 627 nucleotides. RefSeq lists its product as uncharacterized. Bases 1 to 627 code for a protein of 208 amino acids. The record is from RefSeq and is a predicted model, not a curated record. NCBI's taxonomy places the organism in Eukaryota, Metazoa, Mollusca, Bivalvia, Mytilida, Mytilidae. The transcript has a single exon.
AUGGAAAUAGAAGAGGCAACAAAAACAGAAAUUUCCCGCCAAAUAACACCUGAAUCUGAUGCACAAGAGGAGACUGAACUUCAUAUAUUUACAGACGCCAGUCAACAAGCAUAUGGCGCGUGUGCCUAUUUAGUCAAAGGGAACACGUUUUGUCUAAUCAUUACAAAAUACAGAGUCGCUCCGGUAAAAACUAUAACUUUGCCAUGUUUGGAAUUAAUGGGUGCGCUGAUUGGCGCCAGAUUAGCAAACUAUUUAGUAGGAUUUAUUGACAUAAACAAGAAAUAUUUUUGGAGUGACAGUCAAAUAGUGUUGAGUUGGAUAUCGUCAACAAAAACGUUACCUACAUUUGUGUCUAAUCGUCUCAAAGAAAUUCGAAAAUUGGCCGCAAACAGUGAUUGGAGAUAUUGCCCAACAGACCAAAACCCAGCAGAUUAUCUUACCCGCGGAAUUACGGCAAAACAGCUCAUGAAUAGUGCACUUUGGAUAAAGGGACCAAAAUGGAUCGCCAACAAGACAGAAUGGCCAAGCUGGACAAGAAAUGUGGAAAACUGUAACACAUUUUCAACAAUUACAGAGGAAUAUAUGGACGCUGAGAUACAUGUACCAAUGAAAAAUAUGGCUCGUUAA